Molecule: messenger RNA, 960 nt
Organism: Scylla paramamosain (green mud crab)
Lineage: Eukaryota; Metazoa; Arthropoda; Malacostraca; Decapoda; Portunidae
Exons: 7
Coding region: 22-960 (312 amino acids)
Source: RefSeq, a predicted model, not a curated record
UCCUCGAAAACGAGUCCCGUGAUGGGAGGCCAUAUAGCGUUACCAUACGCAGGGUGCUACAGUCUCUUCUGUGAGCCGCUCGGAGACACACAACAAAAGCGUCUUCCUCAAAGGUUUACAGUGAUGUUUACAAAAGUCAUGCUGCUGCCCUGCUUUCUGAUCGUCCUUGCCGAGUGUUCUAAUCACGAAGAGAAGGCUGCAGUGGGACAAGCUGUGGGUGCUCUACUAAGCGUAGGGGCGGAAACAUCUUGUUCGUUAAUCAUUGUCACGAACACAAACAUCGAUGAAACUCUGAAGUUACAAGAACUAAGGCAUGUGUGGCGAAAAGCAGUGACGAUGCUUGAGGUUGAGGACGACAACCAGUACACUAACACGACGCACACCCUGUCUCUGAUGGUGCCGGUUUUGCGCCAGGUGCGUCGGUUGUCGCAGUGUACAUUGGUUCUGGUGGUGAGUCACGAUUCGAAAUUUCUUGCCGCCUUCGCCGAGUGGUCCAUGAAAGGUCGUCUGUUAGUGUGGGCCACUAGACUGAUGGUGGUGACCCGCCUGGCCCUUCCGCAGCUCCAGCCCCUUUUGACCGCUUAUUGGACUUAUUCUAUGAUGAACGCUGCCUUUUUAAGUCUAAAUGAUGUUUCCUCCAGUUAUCCGGUUUUUACCUACCUGCCGUACACUCCAGCUGGGCCACAAGUGGUGCAUGUGGCCUCCUGGACACCUCUACUAGGUGUUGUUGUCACCGAGGGCCACAUGCUAUUUCCAGAAAAGUUUUCAAAUUUCUACGGCACCCGGGUAAACGUGACUGCCCUGCCUUUCGCCCCAUUCUGGGAGGAACGAAAAGGCCUCGGCAACAUCACGUUGUACUCAGGCACAGACUACUAUACCCUGGCUGCCAUCGCGUCUGCCCUGAAUUUUACGAUAUAUGUGGUCCCCACCUCAUCCUGGGCAGAGGUGAGACGCAGAUAA